Molecule: messenger RNA, 655 nt
Organism: Manihot esculenta (cassava)
Lineage: Eukaryota; Viridiplantae; Streptophyta; Magnoliopsida; Malpighiales; Euphorbiaceae
Exons: 4
Coding region: 62-487 (141 amino acids)
Source: RefSeq, a predicted model, not a curated record
UUAGCCUCAAUAUAAUUUUAGAUAUUCUAACAAUGUGAAGGCGUGAAGCAACUAGGAGCUAAUGGACUCCAAGGACUCCAAAAUCUCCACUGCCACCUCCUUCAGGCGGCCGUCCAAUCGCCUUCUCUAUGACCGCCGUUACGGUUGGGUGUUUGAUGAAUGGAAAGACCCCUCAGAGGAAGCCCUAGCUGGUGGCCGGGGAAUGUUCUGCAUAUUGCCUCUAACAAAAGCUUUCCUGAAUACUGCUAAGAGCUCGAUUAAUCUUGCAGCAGAUUUUGCUCUCAAAGUUUUGGAAAAGCCAGAUCUUUUGUCUCCUCAGGCACUGCGGGCAAAUCUUGAUAAGCAGCUUAAAGAAGUCAUUUCUUCCAUAAAAACACCAGAAAUCAACAUCUUUGCUCUCAAUGUAAAGAAAUUAUCCGAAACCUCCAAUUUCUCUUCACAUCUACAAAUAGGAACAACAGAAUCAGAUAUGACUCGAAGUAUGUAAACUUCACUUCCUGUAAUUUCAUGUGAAUCUACUUUAUAUUAUUUCAGGUCUUUGUUGAACUUAUAUGGACUUUUCAUGUCUACAACACAUGGGGUUGUAAAAACACUAUAUUUGAUAGAUGGUGAAUCUAGUUUUAACAAACUAUUUUCGGCCAAGAAUUUUGUCCAA